AUGACCCAAGAUCAUGUGCCCAAAAAGCGCAGGAAGCGCCCGACGGUGGUCUGCCAGCGCUGUCGCCAGAAAAAGGCCAAAUGUGACAAACAGACCCCAUGCGACCUGUGCGUGCGGGCCGAAUGUCCCGAUGAGUGUCUGUAUGCGUCUUCGGCACCCGCCAACACGGGAAAACUCGGUGGGCAUCGGAGUCCAGGUAUUUCUGUCCCACCAUUACCCCCUAAUCUGACUUGCACCGGGCUUGAUGCCCGGUUCAAAGCAGUGGUGGCGCUCCUGGUAGCGUUUUGCCAAGAGCCGGAUACACAGGCCGCCGUAAGUGCGCCCAAAAGACGGGCCAAGAAGAGUUCCUAUAUGAUCGGCAACAGACCUCCCGCCGUAUCCUCGGACACAAUGAACAUGCACAUGUGUCUCUCGAAGCUCGCGCGAGUCUCAAAAACCGACGCAGCGCUUGAACUGCCGGAAUUCAUCGAGCCCCGUUUCGCCAACGUGUUCCACAACUUCAGGACUUCGCUGAGAACCACGUUUUCCGUGGAGUUGUCGCAGCAGGACCCGGCCAUCAAGAUAUAUUGGGAACACAACACACAUGGCGAAAAGCUCCGCUUGAUGACCGUACAGCACCUAGACCCUGGCCGGCGAAAUGAAGUCUUGCAGGCCGCAGGCAAGUAUUUCGGUCCGCUUUUCCUCUCCAGCAAUAGCUUGAGCCAGUCCAUGACAAGGACGCAGCUAUCGCUAUAUGGCCAGCCACUUGGGUUCUCCUUCACGCCCAGCUUCAAUGAACAAGACGGCUUCCAGACCAGUCUCCGUAAAGUCAUGCCCACCAAACCCGUCUUUAUGGCGUAUGUGGCCCGCUUUUUCGCCAAGAUCUACCCAUCUUACCCAAUCAUCGAUGAGGAUUGGCUCUUUGUACAGGCAGACAGGCUUUUCAACUUCUCCGGCCUCGAUGGCACUUUCCAAUCGGCAAACUUGGCCUCACGUGACGAUGUGCUUGUCGUCUCCAUGGUCUUGUUCAUCUUGGGGCUCUCGUAUCUCUCCUACUUCACCAAUGUCCGGACCCAAAACGAGCAGAUUCUCAACGAAACGUUCGUGGGCAACAGCCUCUUGAAAUCCUCGCCUAUUUCAAGGCACGCUGUGGAGUUGGCUGUGUCAAUGUUGCAGAAAGGAAACUCUAGGUUCAAAUCUCUGUUUCGUCUUCUUCAAGCACACAUGUUGAAAAUGAUUUACAAGAUGCUUUCGCUAGAAAACGAAGUUGCUUUCUGCGAUAUCGAUGGUGUCUCGGGGGCAAGCUCAAUGCUCCUGUUGGCUGUUCCAUUGAUGUUGGAACGUGACCCCGAUCAUAUUGCCAAUUUUCCUGGAGAUGCGAAAGAACGCAACCUCAGACGAAAAGUCUGGUACACGCUUCUACAGAUCGAAUACACCAUGUCGUACUUGUUCGUCAGUCCGCGAACCGUAUCCCUGACUCUCUACAAAACUAAGCUCCCCACAUUCGACGCUGAAUCCUCGAAUAUCCAUGACCUAUCUCUCGAGGAGAAGGUUAUAGAACAUCUACGAGAAACUCACGCAUUAUACAGCUCUGGGAAUACGAUUCUCGACUUGGCCACUGACGCCACUCUGUCUCUAGAUGGAACCUACUUGAUCAACGCACUCAGCGAUUUUGAAUGCCUUGUCAAGGAAAAAUUAGGGAUUGUGGAUGACUAUUUUGUCAAGCAUGCCGCAGGAAAUGGUACUGGGGUCAUCAUCAUUGCCCGACUCAGGGCCUUGCUCAGUCUACGCAUUUUCAUUUCUUAUGUGAACUACUUCUUAUAUCUUUACUACCGAUACAAGAAUGUCCAGCACUUGAGUUUUUUUUUCCUAAAAAAGACUGUACUCAUUCACAUGAACGAGUUCAGCUAUCUAAGCUCUGAGCUCAUGUUCAGUCAGGACAAGUACUUCGACACUUCAUUCGCCUUAAUGGUGUCGCCUCUCAUUUUGCUUGUCAAGCAGAGCUCUUUCAUUUUCUGCCUGGCGUUGGUCAUAUCGCUUCCAUGUGGCGUGAUUAUGCAAAACCACACGGGUGACAAGUCGCGAGAUAUUCACUUGAUGAGAAAAUUGCUCAGGCAAAGUCAAUCCUUUCUUCUUCUGACACAGAAGCUACUCAAAUUACUCAGCGAGCGGUAUUUCUAUGCAUGGAAAAGUGUGAAGAUCGAUUCGUUCGGCCACAAACAAGUCGGUGAUGAUGCAUUCUUCAUGGUGGAACCCUCGAAAAUCCGCCAGGCGGCAUUCAUGUACUCGAACGAGCAAACGAAGGAGUUAUCAGAGAGUAUUCGAGAAUUUUGUCCAAUCAGGGUCCUGAACCGAAAGGGCUUUGAAUCUCAAUGCUACCAAAACAUGGUGAAUGGGUAUGAUGCGGACGCCAUGGGGGCCGAUUUAUACAAAACAUUGCAAACAGACAACUUUUGGAUAGUGCUCAGUACUUUGGCAGAAAGAGAGUAUGCAUCUUUGUACUUGUCUGAUACGCCAGCCAAUCAAAAUUUGGAGGCACCAGGACUGGAAGAAUUCUCUGCUGCUGAGCACGAGGGAGUCUUGCGGUCGACUGUGCCGCUGUACGUCCUCGGCGAUAGCAUUGAUGCGUCAUUGCUCGAACCCAAUACUCUACAGAUUCUCGACAUGGAUUUGUUCAAUGCGAACUGGGGCAUGGGCGUGCAAGGGGGACACGGGAUGGGUUUGUAA
Metschnikowia bicuspidata var. bicuspidata NRRL YB-4993 is the source of this 2706-nucleotide messenger RNA. It is a transcript of the gene MRR2, whose product is annotated as Mrr2p. The record is from RefSeq and is a predicted model, not a curated record. NCBI's taxonomy places the organism in Eukaryota, Fungi, Ascomycota, Pichiomycetes, Serinales, Metschnikowiaceae. The transcript is spliced from 2 exons. Gene Ontology annotation, biological process: regulation of transcription by RNA polymerase II. The coding region runs from base 1 to 2706 and encodes 901 amino acids. Gene Ontology annotation, cellular component: nucleus. Gene Ontology annotation, molecular function: zinc ion binding; RNA polymerase II cis-regulatory region sequence-specific DNA binding; DNA-binding transcription activator activity, RNA polymerase II-specific.